AUGAACUCGGACUUUGUUGACUCUUCAAAGCGCCAAAAUUUCAAUCCCUCGGAUAGACGAAAGCUCAACGAUUUAAAUCUCAUCCGAAACGACCCUAUAAAUCCGCGUAAAGCGCUUGAUUUCAAACCCAGUCCUUAUGGGGACAUUCAAACGAAUCGCAACCAAAACCGCUACUCCGCGCCGUCGCUAAACAACCCCCGCGCACGCUACUCGACCGAGUAUGACCACCGCUUCUCGACCGAGAUCCCAGUGAACGCAGCCCACCCGCAAAAUGACUCGGCCUAUAAGUUGGAACGUAUCCGCCAGAACAUCGGCGGCUCGAACGGAGCGGCUCUCAACCGUUAUUCUCAAGGAUCAACAGAUGCUCUUGGCUCCCCGAAAACAGAUAAGCAGAAGGAAAAUGCGAGGAAUGUUGUCACUCGAGCUGUUUCGCAGAAAAUGCUCAGUGAAAACAGUGGCUCGCAGCCCAAUCUUCAUCUCUUUGAGCAAGAAAGCCAACUUCAACGCUCGCCCGGAGUAAACGACCGAAACUCGGGCGUCUUCUAUGGUCAUCCAGUUGCCGGCACAUCCGGAAUGACUGCUGCCCGGAGUCAUCAAAAUCUGGCGCACAUUGGCGGAUUCGCCCAGCCAACAAUUUAUUCACCAAACGAUCGACGAUCUUCGCAGCCUGGCUCGCCUAUGUCACCCGUGUCGCCUAUUUUACCAGUGAACCAUUUUACCGGUGGUGCUCCGCAUCCAGCCUUUAAUGGUGUCCCUAUCACCCCAUAUGGCCUUAAUUCGCCCGACAGUGCCUCUAUCAGUUCCGAUUCUCCCUCUCAGGACCAGCCACGAGUUCCCACAAUCAACAACCCUUACCAGCAAAAUCGAGCUCAUCUUCCCCCAAACUACGUCCAAAAGCAGCCCGCUACGAGCAAACCCCCACCUUACAGCCAGCACAUGGCCUCGAACUAUCAGUCAACGAAUGGAUCAAACGGUUCCACUUUCACUCUUCCCCAAAAACUCGUCCCGCCAAAUGUCAAGAUGCGUCCAAAACCGAGCAACAUGGGCGUCAAAAUGAACAAUCGUGUUUCAUGCCCCGUGCCGCCUCCUCAGUACUGCAACUGGACCAGUCAAUCACCAGGUCAAUCAUUUUAUGAAAAACGUCCCGAACGUGCCUUGAGUGGAAUGGACUUCUGCCCUCGAACGUCAGAUCCCUUUAUGGACAUCGAUAAUAUCUCUCGACCUACUAGCGGCUACGACUCUGAUUAUAGAGUCGGUUCGCAGACAAGCUCAGAAUGUGCGUCAGAUCUUCAAUCGGGAAUUGGCAUAAAUCAAGACUGGGCGGAUGAGAGUUCUACUGUGUUCAAUAUGAAUCAUGUCAAGGGUCCACCUGCUUAUCUUGCGAUGGAGACACGAUCUGAUUAUGCGAGCUCUGAAAACUCAUCCUAUCUCGGUAUGGACGACAAGAAGUACAGCCCCCACCAAAACGGUUUCAACAACGAUUCCGUCGUCACCAUCCGACAAGCACCCGGUGCUCAUUCUCACUUCCAACCUCCCACUGGAACCAACGAUGUGACAAUGAGAUCGCCCACGACGAGUCCAAAUCAAUCAACGGAUUACGCAAUUAGGCAACACGCCGAGGAGAAGAAGAAGAAGUCCAAGGGUGGAAUCUUUUCCUUGUUCCGGAAGGACUCUGAAAGCUCCAAGACAACUCAGAAUACAACUCCAAGUAUCACUGAAAAGAUCACUUCUUCCAUGGCCACAGCCACUCUUGAUGAAAAGGACAAAAACAAGCCAAGGAAAAGAGUGUUCAAAACGAUCCGCGAGGUACCCCCACGAGCUUUCAAAUUCUACAUGGAGCAGCGGAUCGACAACUUGAUGAAAGCGGCAAACGAGCGUAUCGAAAGAAAACGCGGACUUGAAGCCGAAAUGUGUGGCCAAAUCAACAGUAUGACAGAGCGUGAUCGAGAUGUGAUGCGACAAAUGCUGCGCAAAAAGGAGACUCAACACUUGAGGCUCACGCGCCGAAAGAUGAAUAUAGACCAGUUUAUUACUGUAAAACAGCUUGGAAAGGGCGCAUUUGGUACAGUAUCACUGGUCCGCAAAAAGGAUUCAGGCGCAUAUUAUGCGUUGAAAAUGCUGAAUAAAAAAGAGGUCGUUCAACGAAAGCAAAUUGCCCAUGUCAAGGCCGAGCGUGAUAUCUUGAAGGAAGCGGAUAACGAUUGGAUUGUCAAGCUUUACUACAGUUUCCAAGACGAGGAGCACCUUUACUUCGCAUUAGAAUACAUUCCCGGCGGUGAUUUGAUGGCCCUUCUCAUUCGAAAACAUAUUUUCAAAAAACCCCUUUCCCAAUUCUACACGGCUGAGUUAGUGCAAGCCGUCGCCUCGGUGCACGAGAUGGGUUUUAUCCACCGUGAUAUAAAACCAGACAAUGUGUUGAUCGGGCGCGACGGGCACAUCAAGCUCACCGAUUUCGGACUCUGCACGGGCUUCCGAUGGACCCAUGACUCUGACUUCUACAAACCAGGCUCGCAGACGACGAAUAGGCUCUACGAUAGAAAAAACAUGCUUCACAGGAGGAAACAAGCUUGCUCGGUGGUCGGAACCCCCAAUUACAUUGCUCCAGAGGUUUUAAGGGCGAAUGGAGCGCCCGGACAAGGUUACACAAAAUCCUGCGAUUGGUGGUCAGUUGGAGUGAUCUUAUUCGAGAUGAUCAUCGGACAGCCGCCCUUUGCCGCACAAACUCCUCUCCAAACGCAAGAGAUGAUCUUGGCGCAUACCCAUACAUUCCAAAUCCCACACACUUGUCCCUGUCCACGGGCGCGCGCCCUUAUGCAAUCUUGGAUCGUUGGAGAGGAAAAUAGGCUCUCGGACCCGAUGCUGAUCCGGAAUCACCCCUUCUUCGCCGAAAUCAACUGGCAAACGCUUCGCUUUAUGAAGCCACCCUUUAUACCAACAAUCACGGGGAUGGAAGACACAAGCAAUUUUGAUCCAGUUGAGCCCGACAUGAGCCCAUCUCCGCCUGAGAAUGAAGCAGACCCGAAUCACACGCUACAUCAAGCUGCGUUUGUUGAAUUCACAUUCAGGCGUUUCUUCGACCAAGAUGGCAUUCCGCGAACACAGCAGCAGACCCAAAGCCGGCCCGUUCCUCGCCGUCAAUCAGCGGCCCAUCCUCCUCCACCAGGAUCCAAUUCGAACCACCCCCACGGCCCUGUCCGCGGCUGGCCCUAG
Oikopleura dioica is the source of this 3210-nucleotide messenger RNA. The record is from the annotation of a GenBank genome assembly. NCBI's taxonomy places the organism in Eukaryota, Metazoa, Chordata, Appendicularia, Copelata, Oikopleuridae.